Messenger RNA from Haliotis rufescens (red abalone), 3073 nucleotides. Its product is annotated as orexin receptor type 2-like. Gene Ontology annotation, molecular function: G protein-coupled peptide receptor activity. Gene Ontology annotation, cellular component: membrane. NCBI's taxonomy places the organism in Eukaryota, Metazoa, Mollusca, Gastropoda, Lepetellida, Haliotidae. Gene Ontology annotation, biological process: neuropeptide signaling pathway. The record is from RefSeq and is a predicted model, not a curated record. The coding region runs from base 1157 to 2335 and encodes 392 amino acids. The transcript has 4 exons.
UUGACGCUGUUCAAUGUUCCACUUACGCCGACUCUAGAUUUCCUACCAUUUACCACUGUGAGGUGGGUGUAACAAGGUGCUAUCUGUCCCUGACUGCUACAAGUACAGAACCUUCCUGUGUAGUGAACAUAAUUGAUUGUAGGCACAAUGUGCGCUUACUUUACACGUUCUUGGUGCCAUGUGGUAUUCACUGCGUGAUACAUGGAAUAGGCCCCACAGGUGACACAACAACCUCCAACGACUGUUAUUUACACACAGGGACAACGAGCGACUCGCGCAUACCUUACUGCAGACCAGUAGCGCAUCGGCAGAGCGAUACUCGUUUCUGUUGGACAUCGGCAAAGCAAGCAGUUGCUCCGAGUGAUGUUCUGAAAUCCGUCUAUAGACUACCGGCUGUCAUUCAAUAAAGCGGCUCGGUGUCCCAACGUUAUCUGGUUGGAAGCUUCUUAUCAAGUUGUUCUAUUCAAUAAAAGAACAUUGCCUCGCAGGGCGGUGCUGGCGUAGUAUCGGCGAUGCUGCCGUUUAUGACACUCGUUGUGUGAGUGUUGUCUUGGUGGAAAAAAAACUAUACCGGAGCAAGCAGAGGACGGUUUCGAAAGUUGCGCCGGUUGGACUUUGGAGUACUUUAAAUCUUCUCUUCUUGACAUUCUCUAAUACCUGAUUAUGUGUAUUUCUCGUAGGCUUAGGUGGGAGUUUGCACAGCGACGAAGCCCCAAAGCAACUGUUUCAGCAUUUUGAGGACAUACGUGAUACUUCCAUUGGAUAUAUAUUAACGAUACUAGAAGGACUGCAUUUGUGAAACAGUUUGAAGAUUAUAUUCCCCUUUAUUGAAACAGAAGCGUUUACAGCAGACUGAUAGAAUUCAUUUCUUUCUCACUCUAACUUCACCUUCUACCUAUGAUACACACCUUGCGAACACAGACACUUGCGAAAGGAAGACCUUUUAUAUGCCCCAUCUUAGACAUAGUGGACAAGACAAGUUUGAAGCAGACGACACCGUUGUCCGACUGGAAGGGCAGCAGCAGACGAGAAGAUGUCAACUCUCCUGAAGCAAAUGAUCCGUUGAUUCGAGCAGCUUCGCUUCUUCGGUAUGCAAGGACGAUGAUUUGACGGCUUAGCAGUACCGAACUCAGUUCCCCCUAGGACUAGCCUCAUCAUGUCGAAUCUAUCAUCGGAUGCCAACACAUCGGAUACAGGAGAGACGGUGGAGGUGUCCAAGAGUGCUCAGCACGCCGUCAUCUGCAUCCUCAUGGUGUUGUCCGUGUUCGGCUCUAUUGGAAAUGGCCUUGUCCUGUACGUGUUCUCCAAGAAGGUUGAUAAAGUGACAUCCACCAUCUUCAUCCUGGCACUGGCUGGAGCCGAUUUUGUCACAUCUCUUGUCAUCAUGCCAUUCACAGCUGUCAACAUUCUUUUGGACGACUGCUUAAAAUAUGACUUCAUCUGUAAACUGUACCAAUUUUUUAUCACCUGCAAUGUUCCACUGUCGUCAUUCCUUAUGGUGGCCAUAGCCGUUGACCGUUACCUGUGUAUCUGCCAUCCGUUUGUUCGCGCAAUGACCCCGGCCCGAGCAAGAAUGUCUAUUAUGUGCCUUAGUCUCUUUGCCUUCCUCCUAGGCUCAAUAACAUCUUUGGCUUACGGGGUUGUAGAACCUAGAACUGUCAUAAACAGUGCCAGUAACAUCACCAACACAUCUGAAGUCACGAGUGAUGUAUACCCCGGAAGUGACGACAACUCCACGACAGCGGAAGUAACAGAAUAUGUGUAUACCGGGAAAUGCUUCCCCAAUAUGAUCAUCCUAAGUCGUGAUUUUCUUAUGAAUUAUCAGAAGGUGUAUGCUUCUUUUUUCCUUAUAUCCGUCGUGAUUGUUUCCAUUUUGUAUGGUCUAAUAUAUUAUUCCGUGACCCAAAGACGAAAAUGGCGUUGGAGACAAAAGUCAUUAAAACCGUCGAUGAAGUCAAUGACGACGUGUCAUACCGACGUUGAAACCGUCGAACUCCACAAAACAGACAAAAACGGCGUUAAUGCUGAAGAGGAUCCGGAGGAGAAACAACAGCUUAACCAUCGGAAGCGUCCGAGUGGUCGAGAUAAAAAGGAUUAUAACCGACUGGCAAACAUUCGCACAGCCGCUAUGUUGUUUGUAGUCACAACGGUGUUUAUAAUUGCUUUUCUGCCUGCAUGGCUGAUGGCUCAUAGGUUAAUAGGAUACAAUAUUGUUGUGUUUUAUAUGUACUUUGUCUACAGUGUUGCCAAUCCCGUGAUUUAUGCGUUCAUGAACGUCGCCUUUCGAAAGGAACUGAAAGAAGUAUUUACAAAAGGGAGUUCAUGCACACGUUAAACAUCUUGGACUGCGCAGAGACCGAGACUUCGAUAUGGGAUCGUGCUUAUCUCACACGCUGAUCGUAGCAAUGACAUUUCACGCACUGGAGUUACGUGUGUACUGUUAUUUAAGCUGUUGAGCUCUUUAAGCUUUUAACUAUAAACAUGACCUUGGAUACGAUGCCCCUUCCAACAGAGGACAUGAGAUGCGUGCGCAAGAAGUAAUAAUUCGAACAGUUCAGUAAAAUAUCAAACGCCUUUGAUUGAUGUGACUUUUAUGUUCCAUCAGAAAUCGCUAUCAAUAUGGUUCCAGCGGACCAGUGAUCCUGGGAAGACCUGCGUGUACAGCAACUUUGGCAUGUAUACCUUUAUUAUGUGUUACCGUGUCUAUCCCAUGCUACAGACCGUGCUAGCAAACAUAAAUCCAGAUGUAUAUUGCUUUUUAUCCUGUAUACAUAAUAAUAUUUAUGACAUAAAGUCAUCACUUCCUGUGACCUCAGCCAAUCAAAAACGCUCUCAACUGACCCCACUUCUCGUUGAAUUUUGGCCUUCAGACACAUAUUUCAAAUCAAAAUUGGGUUUUGAUUGGCCGAGAACACACACGUGGGACUGCGCAUGCGUUAUCAAUAGACAGUAUGUGGUUAUUGUGAGCGCUGCAGUUAGGCUGCCAGAAGCCCUAUGCAAAUAAGCAAUGUACAAUAAUGUAAAUAGCCAAUAGUUGUUGCAUGUGAUAAGUCAAUUAAACUGUGUCGGUACA